Messenger RNA from Alosa sapidissima (American shad), 2796 nucleotides. RefSeq names its product ring finger protein 115a (gene rnf115a). Gene Ontology annotation, molecular function: ubiquitin protein ligase activity. Lineage: Eukaryota; Metazoa; Chordata; Actinopteri; Clupeiformes; Clupeidae. Gene Ontology annotation, biological process: positive regulation of DNA-templated transcription; protein ubiquitination; ubiquitin-dependent protein catabolic process. The record is from RefSeq and is a predicted model, not a curated record. Gene Ontology annotation, cellular component: cytoplasm; nucleoplasm.
CUGGAGUUGAGACGACGUCACUGUUUGUGCUAUUCCAGGAAAAAUGGCGGAGGCAGCGGCGGUCCCCCCGCAUCGGUUCUUCUGUCACUGUUGUAAGGGUGAAGUGAGCCCUAAACUCCCGGAAUAUAUCUGCCCAAGAUGUGACUCGGGAUUCAUCGAAGAAGUGACAGAAGAUUCCAGUUUUCUAGAAAAUGGUGCAAAUGGAUUAGACGACACAGCCACACAGUUUGCUGAGCUCUGGCGCCUGUUGUUUGUGGACAGGCCGUUCACAGUAGACCUCGACAGCCCAGACUCGGAACCCCGGGUGCCGGGUGGUGGCGGUGGCGCUGGAGGUCUGGGACUGGGUGGGGGGAGCUUCGGCGGCUCAGUCCCCGGGGGUCUGGGGGGUUCCCUGGGGAGCCCACUAGGGGCCGGCGCCGGCGCUGGCAGCGAGCACUGGGGCCUGGGUCGCCCUCCGCGUGUCCACACUCAGAGGCGGUACCGUUCCAGAGGGAGCAGUCGACCCGACCGGUCCCCAGCUGUGGAAGGAAUAGUACAGCAGUUUCUGGCUGGUCUCUUUGCCAACUCAGGAGUUCCAGGCUCCCAGCCUCUCCCAUGGAUGUUGCACUCAAAUCCUGGAGAUUAUGCCUGGGGACAGGGCGGACUGGAUGCAGUCAUCACACAGUUACUGGGCCAGUUUGAGAACACGGGCCCUCCUCCGGCGGAGAAGGAGAAGAUCUCGUCCCUCCCCACGGUCGUCAUCUCUCAGGAACAGGCCGACACUAAUAUGGAGUGUCCGGUGUGUAAGGAGGAUUACUCUGCUGGAGAGCCCGUCAGGCAGUUGCCUUGUAACCACUUCUUCCACAGUGACUGCAUCGUGCCCUGGCUGGAGCUGCAUGACACGUGUCCAGUGUGCAGGAAGUCCCUGAGUGGUGAAGACAGCUGCGCUCAGACGCCCACAGAACCCUCGUCCCACAGCACCGACCCACGCACACAGGAGAGAUGGUCUUUCUGAAGGACCAACACACACACACACACACACACACACAAUCCCUGUGACAGCAUCCUUCAGUACUGACCCUUUCCCACAGUAGUCAGUGUCUUUCUGGAAUCACACACACCACACACAUGCACCAUCCAUGGACACACCAUUGUCCCCGUAUUUCUGAAUUACUUACACACACAGCCCUCAACCUUUCCUCAACACUGACCAAUGCACACAGGAGAGAUUGCCUUUCUGAAGAAUACACACAAACACACACACACACACACACACACACACACACACACACACACACACACACACACAACCUCCACCUGCACCCAGGAACAUCCCUUGCACAGGAGACAGUUACUGUCUGAAUUACACCAACACGCACCAUACACACACACACACACACACACACACUCUUUUUGACUGUCUGCCUGUUUGGAUGUUUGCACCAGCCUCUCUCAUCCGUCAGUGUGUACAUACUACUGUGAAUCUCACAGACCAGCCCUCUGUCUCUUGCGCUCUCUCUCUCUCUCUCUCUCUCUUUCACACUGCUACUGUGCAGCGGGCAGCAGCGGGCAGUGAAACAGACGCAGCCCUGGUCUGACCUGGAAGUAAAUCAUAUCAGAGCUGGCCCUGGACCAACCUCUGCUGCUGCUGCUGCUGCUGCUGCUGCUGUGUGUGGCCAUUGGCGCUCCCUCGCUGUGUUACUCCAAACACGGGUCACAAUGCUCGUAUAGAGCACCUCCAUCCUCUCAGAGCAAUCAUGGGAUUUUACCUCCUUCCCCUCAUCCGUGCACUCAUUCUUUGCUUUCUCUCGCUCAGUUGCAAAGGGAUGCAAAGGUAACCUCAGUGCUUGCCAGAGUUCACGCCUCCAACAUACACCACUCUGCCUUCCUCCCUCCCUUCUUCUCGCUCACUCGUUCUUCUCCGUUUACCUCUGCCUGUCUUCCUCCCCUUCCCUCCAUCAUCAGCUCACUGGCAAUAGAGAUUGUUCCUCUAAACCACCCCUCUCCCCCCAAUGUCCAUUCACUGACCUGGAUCAGUUUUGUUGUCAUGCUUGUAACCGUGGUGAUCAAGAGUGGAGCGAGAUUGGCUGACUAGGGGUCAGUCAGUCAGUCUGGCAAGGCAGUAAACUGCACACUGUUGCUACGGCGAAAGAACUCCCUAGCCUCUCUGGAGUUGUGUACAGUUCAUUUUUCUUUUUUUCCUUUUUUAAGUUUUUUCUUUUUUAAAAAACAAACAUGGUAAUGCUGUAGAAACACAGGCAAUAUCUGACUUUAAGUGAAUAUCUGAGUUUCUUGUCUCAUGUUGUCCAUUUGCACUGUUAGACUCGGCCUCUUGCCCUCAUGGCGUCCUCUGUGUCGAUAGAUGCCCUCGCAGACGCCCCCGUCUCUCCUCGCCCGGUGUAUAUAUCACUCAGCACCUCAGUCAUAUGCUGCAUUGCAGACAACUUGGAUGUCGGAGGUCGGACUUCAAUUCCAAUUUUGACGUUGGGGUAGAUCAACUUACCCCGAGUUCAAAAGUGGGAACAACGACUUCAAGUCGUGUUCCGUUGUACUUUUUCCCAGUAGGAUGUCAGAAUUCUUGACUUCCGAGUUGUCUGGAAUGCAGCAUUAGUCUUCUUUCGUUCUCAUUUUCAUCACUCUAUUUUUUUAAUGUAAAUAAUUCUAGUUCAAAAAACCUGGACGCAAGGCUAACUAAGCAGUGAUUAUGGGGUGGGGGGGAAACAUGACGCCCUGAAUUGAAAAAAGUAUAUAUUAUAUAUAUAUGUGUAUGAUGUAAAAUUCUAAAAUGAAAUUCAAUAAAAAUGAGAAAAUGGUGUA